Symbiodinium sp. CCMP2456 is the source of this 1518-nucleotide messenger RNA. The record is from the annotation of a GenBank genome assembly. Lineage: Eukaryota; Dinophyceae; Suessiales; Symbiodiniaceae.
AUGAAGCAGGCAGAGAUGCUGCUGCGAAUGCUUUCGCAAGCUAGCGAAGGCGACUGCCUGCAUCACUUGCCACAAUGCACUGAAAAGGACAUCAAUGCUCGCACCGCAGACGGAGCAACUGCAUUGCAUUAUGCGGCAUCUGCUGGGUACGCGGAUGUCUGCUUGGAGCUCUUGGAAUCACCUUUAUUCAUGCAGGUGAACGACCAAGACGCAUCCGGAUGCACAGCCUUGCAUUACGCCGCCUGCAAAGGGCAUCGGGAGGUCUGCCAGGCCCUUCUUCAGCACUGGCGGUUCUCAGCACAGGAUACUCAGGACUGGAACGGCUGGACGGCCCUGCAUGUUGCUGCUGCCCACGGCCAACGUACCACGUGCAGCACUUUGUUGGAGAGUCCACGCUUCAAGGUCUUCACUGCGAGAGACAAAAAUGGUAUGACGGCGCUGCAUGUCGCAACAGCUCGUGGGCGUGCCGACGUGUGUUCUGCGCUGUCCGACCAUCAUGCAUUUGCCGGUAUUGCUGCUGUGGACAACUUCGGGAGAACGGUCCAUGCUAUGCGAAAGGAACCGACGCUCAAGGACAGAGGUGUGCAGACAAUUCAGGUUCCGAAAGGCGUUGCGAAACGGACGCCAUCUACGAAGGCGAAGCCACAGAUGGAAAAGUGGCAAAGUUUAGCAAAGUGGACUUCCCACCUACAAAAGAUACAAGACGAGGCUCCCGUUGUUCCGACGCAGUUCAUGGAGCACGAAGUGGUAUCAGCACGGCUCAGUCACGUAGCAGAGCUCGAGACGAGCCUCCAGCGAGGGAGUGUCAAAGACUUCGGUGCUCGAGGCAAGGGCAAGGAGGACACAGAGGCACCAGGCAAGCUCCACUCCAUUGACUCCAGAGAUUCGGAGACAGAUGGGGCUCAGUCCAUGGCGGCACCUGUAGGUCAACCAAGACCUUCCAGCAGCGGGCCAUCCACUGGCAAGUCCUUUGGAAAUCUCUCCGUGGCAAGACCUGAACCAGAAGAAGAGGACAAACAGUUUGCAGCAAGAUCUGGAGAUUCAUCUGCCGCGCAUGCAGCAGGGCAAGUUCCCGAUGAAAGAACGCUGUCAGCAUCAGCUGGCGAAGUAACCGGGCACCCCGCCAAGGUCGCCACGCCGACUACGUCAGAAGGCAGCAAGCCCGCAGAUGGUGACCUGCUGGAAAGCACCAAGAACGAACAAGAUCCAGCAACUGUGUCGGCAGACAUGGCCUUAGACCACGAUGCGGGCACCACCAAGCUGAAGACCGAAGACAGGAACGGUCCGCAGGAUGUACCUGAAGACCGAUCGGAUGCCGCACAGCGGCAAGAAGAGAGGAAGCUGGUCUCGGAUGAUGCGGAGGCAGAUCUGACGAAGGAGGAGGGAAACCAAGUCGAGACCUAUGACAACAACGACAGAACUGUGGAGAAGAGCAAUAAAGUGGGAGAGGAGAACACGACAGCGGCAGAUGUCCCGAAGCCAGGCGACGAAAUGGAUGGUACCCCGCAGGCUGGAUAA